AUGGCAACAACUGCGCUGCUCAUCGAAGCCAGUCCGUUGAAAUUGAAGCAGCAAGGCACCCUCUUACGCACUUUUCGUCUUCUACCUUCAAAACCAUUUAAAUUCAGCUCUCAACGUUGUUUUGCUCCUAGUCUUAAACCACCACCUCAUCGUUAUUCUCUGUCUCGGUGCCUAGAUGUUUGCAAAGAUAAACGAGCAGCAGCAGCAAGCACUGAUUUCAGUAGGUUAUGGGGUGAGUGUCUUAAGGCAUUGAGGAAACCGGCAACGGCUGCCGUGCUAUUGGGUUUGUUGGUCAUGCACAACCCCAACUUACCGGCCCUGGCUGCUCCGGUGGUGGGUCGGGUUGGUGCAAGGUGGACAUCCAACAUUACGACCCGGUCCUACUAUCUAUGGGAAGGUUCUUCAACCGAAAUCAAAACCCGCCACGAAGAAUUCCAUGAACCCAUUUGGGACUUGGGACCCAUUUUUCUAUACUGCCUGGGUCUAUUUUUUCUCAGCCUUUUGCCUUUCCCCGACCUUGUGCUGAGUGUAUUGGUCUUUUCGUGGACGAUGGUUAUGUUAAAUUGUCGUCUUAUAUGUCAUACAAGUGUUGUCAAGCUCCAGCUUCAGCUUAAAUUGUCGAACACAGGGCAAAUGGAUCUUAAUCGGAUCGCUGAAACUGCAGAACCAAAAACGUUUGAGGGUUUGAGAUAUGUUUUGAGAGAUACAGCAAUAGCUCUACUUCGGCAACCUGAUUAUUGCAUUUCCCGUUGCACAUAUGUGAUUAUACCGAAGUUCACUAGAGCGGCUGCGCUGCAAUGCUUUGAUACACUUGUUGUCAGAGAGAGGGCUGGAUGUGAUGGAUGA
This is a messenger RNA of Fragaria vesca subsp. vesca, 846 nucleotides long. RefSeq lists its product as uncharacterized. Gene Ontology annotation, cellular component: chloroplast. Lineage: Eukaryota; Viridiplantae; Streptophyta; Magnoliopsida; Rosales; Rosaceae. The transcript has 2 exons. The record is from RefSeq and is a predicted model, not a curated record. Bases 1 to 846 code for a protein of 281 amino acids.